AUGGUGCUUAUCGAGAACACGCGGCGAGAAUGCAAAACAGGAAAGCUUUUCGCAGUUCCCAUCCAGAAACCCCGACGAACGGACGUAACACCCCAAAAAACAGCACGAGGUGACAUCACUCCAACGGUUCGGAUAGGAUUUUCUGAGGAGCGGGAGCAAGAAAGUCGUCGCAUGGAGCGCAUGUUCGCUGGCGGUGAGGUCAUCGCGCCAGGCGGCUCCGGCGGCGGAGGACCUUUGCCCGGGCAGUCCAUGCGAGACUCCAUCCCAGAGACGGGUCCACCACGCUCGAUCCCAGAUCGCGAACGAGACGCGUACUACCGUCAGGCACACGGCGGUCCAGCGCCAGAGGAUACGCCCGGCCAACUGAGUGCCCAGAGUCUCAUAGACGCCAUCAUCAAGCACGAGAUCGAUCGCACCAACGACGCAACCGCAGGUCCGAGUCGCGAGUUCCCGCGCCCGACCUUCGUCCACGCUCCGCUGCCGCCACGCCGCUCCGGACCUCCGCUCGGGCAGUUCAUGCGGUCCUCCGUUCCAGAAACUGGUCCACCACGCUCGAUCCCAGAUCGCGAACGAGACGCGUACUACCGUCAGGCACACGGCGGUCCAGCGCCAGAGGAUAAACCCGGACAACUGAGCGCCCAGAGUCUCAUAGACGCCAUCAUCAAGCACGAGAUCGAUCGCACCAACGACGCAACAGCAGGUCCAAGUCGCGAGUUCCCGCGCCCGACCUUCGUCCACGCUCCGCUGCCGCCACGCCGCUCCGGACCUUCGCCCGUGCAGCUCAUGCGGACCUCCGUUCCAGAGACGGGUCCACCACGCCCGAUCUCAGAUCGCGAACAAAACGCCGCCCAGAGUCUCAUAGACGCCAUCGUCAAGCACGAGAACAACAAACUCCGCACCAACGCCGCAACCGCAGGUCCGUAGCUCCAGCCAAUAGCUGAACCCAAUUUUGAUAAACUAAACUAGGGCCCAACCACCUGUUUCCCCUCGAAUCGUGUCCUUAAUGUCGCCUAAAUGUAUCUUGUAUCUAUUGGUGUGUCCUUGUUCUUUCGUGGCAUCCGUGAAAACGUUUCCUCCUCCUCACACAGCUCUAACCUCAGCACCCCGAGUCAACAAUAUAGAUAUAUAUAUAUACAUAAAAAACUAGAAAUCACACCAUACACUUAUAUAUACAAUACACAUCUAUGAUAAU
This is a messenger RNA of Drosophila suzukii, 1192 nucleotides long. NCBI's taxonomy places the organism in Eukaryota, Metazoa, Arthropoda, Insecta, Diptera, Drosophilidae. The record is from RefSeq and is a predicted model, not a curated record.